Sciurus carolinensis (gray squirrel) is the source of this 5087-nucleotide messenger RNA. RefSeq names its product ubiquitin specific peptidase 45 (gene Usp45). The transcript has 19 exons. Gene Ontology annotation, biological process: protein deubiquitination. The record is from RefSeq and is a predicted model, not a curated record. NCBI's taxonomy places the organism in Eukaryota, Metazoa, Chordata, Mammalia, Rodentia, Sciuridae. Bases 187 to 2643 code for a protein of 818 amino acids. Gene Ontology annotation, cellular component: nucleus; cytosol. Gene Ontology annotation, molecular function: cysteine-type endopeptidase activity; cysteine-type deubiquitinase activity; zinc ion binding.
GCUGCGGCGGCCCGGUCGGGCGGGGAAUUAUGGAAGGAAGCAUUUGCUGAGAUGCUGCCUCUUGCCAGCAUGGACACAAAAGGAGAAUAGGAGUGACCGAUCAAGCAAGUUGGAAGAACUGGGAAAUUGUGAUCAGAGAAGGGAAAAUCAGGAAAUUUGGAAGGUGGAACUGAAGGUUGAUAACAGAUGCGGGUAAAAGAUCCAUCCAAAUCUUUAUCUGAGAAAGGCAAAAGAAAUAAAAGGCCUUCGAUACCUCAUGAUGAAGAUUCUUCAGAUGACAUUGCUGUAGGUUUAACUUGCCAACAUGUAAGUCAUGCUGUUAGCGUGAAUCAUGUGAAGAGAACAGUAGCUGAGAAUCUGUGGUCAGUUUGUUCAGAAUGUUUAAAAGAAAGAAGAUUCUAUGAAGGACAGCCAGUACUUUCUUCAGAUACUUGGUUGUGCCUCAAGUGUGGUUUUCAGGGAUGUGGUCAAAAUUCAGAAAGCCAGCACUCACUGAAGCACUUCAAGAAUUUCAGAGCAGAGUCCCAUUGUAUUAUAAUUAGUCUGAGCACAUGGAUUAUAUGGUGUUAUGAGUGUGAUGAAAAAUUAUCAACGCAUUGUAAUAAGAAGGUUUUGGUUCAGAUAGUUGAUUUUCUCCAGAAACAUGUUUCUAAAACACAAACAAAUGCAUUUUCUAGAAUCCUAAAACUUUGUGAAGAAAAACUUGAAGCAGGUGAAAUAAAGAAGGGAAGAAAAGGCAGCAGUAUACCAUCUGUAAAAGGAAUUACAAAUUUAGGAAAUACUUGCUUUUUUAAUGCAGUCGUUCAGAACUUGGCACAGACUUACAUACUUUUUGAGCUGAUGAAUGAGAUAAAAGAAGAUGGUACAAAAUUCAAGAUUUCUCCUUCCUCAGAGUCUCAGUUGGAUCCAUUAGUGGUGGAACUUUCAAGCCCUGGACCAUUGACUUCAGCCUUGUUCCUGUUUCUUCUCAAUAUGAAAGAGACUGAAAAAGGACCACUUUCUCCUAAAAUUCUUUUUAAUCAGCUUUGUCAGAAGGCACCUAGAUUUAAAGGUUUCCAACAACAGGACAGUCAGGAGCUUCUUCAUUAUUUGCUGGAUGCUGUGAGGACAGAAGAAACAAAGAGAAUACAAGGUAGCAUUCUAAAAGCAUUUAACAACCCAACUACUAAAACUGCUGAUGAUGAAACUAGAAAAAAAGUCAAAGCAUAUGGAAAAGAAGGUGUGAAAAUGAACUUCAUAGAUCGGAUCUUUAUUGGUGAAUUAACUAGCACAGUCAUGUGUGAAGAAUGUGCAAAUAUCUCCACAGUGAAAGAUCCUUUCAUUGAUAUUUCACUUCCUAUAAUAGAAGAAAGGGUAUCAAAACCUGUGCUUUUGGGAAAAAUGAGUAAAUAUAGAAGUUUACAGGAGACAGAUCAUGCUCAGUACAGUGGCACUGUUGUUAUAGAAAAUACUCAAUCCAGAGCUGCCACGAAGCAUUCUUCAUCUAAAGAUAAGAAUCAACUAAUUCAUGACAGAAACCCUACAAGAAAAUUGUCAUCUGAAGAAGAGAAAACUGUUUUUAUAUAUCAGAAAAAUGAAAACCUUGAAACGAGUGGGGAGUCUUCAGUGUUUGCAAACAUCGUGAGUACUGAGUCGUCUCUGAAUGAAAGCCCUACAGAUGGCAGUGAAAAAGAAGCCAGCCAUUCUGAAAGUAGUGCUGAUGCUGACAGUGAGGCUUCAGAACCUGAAAGUGCUUCAAAGCAGACUGUGCUGUUUAGAUCCAGCAGUGAAUCCUGUGUGCACACAGAUGGGCAUCUUCAUCACCCAUCUGCAAGUGAACUGCCACCCGCCAAGGAGACUGACAGUGGUGAUGAGGAAAUGGCUGAAGCGAUUUCUGAACUUUGUUUGAGCAGCACUGUAAUUGGAGAUAGAGAUUUUGACAGAGAAAGUCAGCCACUCAGUGUUUCAAGUAAUUUAUGUUUUUCAGAGGAGAAGCAUAUGAAGUCUCACAGUGCCCAGAAUGCUUUUCAGACCCUUUCUCAGAGCUAUGUAACUACUUCUAAAGAAUGUUCAGUUCAGUCCUGUUUGUACCAGUUUACAUCUAUGGAAUUACUAAUGGGGAAUAAUAAGCUUCUGUGUGAGAAUUGUACUGAAAAGAAACAGAAAUACCAGAAGGAAACUAAUUCUGCAGAAAAGAAAGCAGAAGGAGUUUAUACUAAUGCCAGGAAGCAAUUGCUUAUUUCUGCUGUUCCAGCUAUUCUAAUUCUCCAUCUUAAAAGAUUCCAUCAGGCUGGCUUGAGUCUUCGUAAAGUAAACAGACAUGUAGAUUUUCCGCUUACGCUUGAUUUAGCACCAUUCUGUUCUGCUACUUGUAAGAAUGUAAGUGUGGGAGACAAAGUUCUUUAUGGUCUCUAUGGCAUAGUGGAACACAGUGGCUCAAUGAGAGGAGGUCAUUACACUGCUUAUGUGAAAGUGAGAAUACCCUCCAGGAAUUUAUUGGAACAUAUCACUGGAAAGAAAAAUGUACCUGGUUUGAAAGAACCAGAUAGUGAAUCAGGAGGCCAGUGGGUCCAUAUUAGUGACACUUACGUGCAGAUGGUUCCAGAAUCAAGAGCACUUAGUGCACAAGCUUAUCUUCUUUUUUAUGAAAGAAUAUUACAAUGAUUUGUUAAUUGUUAAUGGCAAUGAUUAUUUAGCUCACUUUUAUUUGAAUGCUGCAAUGGUAACCAUAAUAUGUAAUGUGCCUUUAGUCUUCUCUUUUACAUAGGAAUAGCAUGUCCCUCAAAUGUUCCUUAACUUUUUUACCAUUUUGGUGAAUCCUUUUAAAGUAAAUUAAAUUUACUCAGUGCUUUCAAAUUCAUAUUUUUAAAUAUAAAGAACAUUUUUUAAAAAAAAUUUGUCUUCAGAGACAAAAUAAUCAAAAUUUAUAGUGGUUGAGGAAGUCCCUUUCUGAUAUGACUCAUUGAUAACAAGCAUUUAGAAAUGAUGAUGGCUAAAUCAAAAAAUUCCUUAACACAGUUUUUCCUCAGUGUAUUACCACUUUCCAGAUCUCAUGUACUAUAUCCUGUGCCAUAUAUUUACUAAUUUUAAAAAAUGUUUUAGCCUUUUUUAACCAUGGUCUUGUUUCGAGAAAUCAUAUUUCACAUUAUGUACUUAUUUUUUCUAAUAAACAUUAAAAUAAAUUUAAAAACUAUUAAAGAAAAAUUACUCAUCCAUGUGCUGCACCACUUAAAAUCAUCUCAGGGUUAUCCAGUGGCAUAUGUGUUCUCUUGUUUAGAAAACAUUGCCAUAGCUAUGUGAAAUAAUGUCUAAUAUAACAUAGUUACUUCAUCAUAUUUUAUGUAAUUUAGCCAUAUAAAAAGGUAUCAAUGUAAUUUUGGUAGUGUAGGUUUACAAAUAAUAUGCUGAUUAGCUUAUUGUGUUGGGGAAUAUUGAAACAUUUUAUAAACAAAUCAUUUGCAGCCUAUUCAUGAUAGAGUUAAAGAUAAUUUGCAAGUGUCUGGCCAAAGUCAAAAUCUAAUUAUAGAUAAUUGUGAUAUGCAGAAUUGAUAAACAGAAGUUGAUAAUCCAUUUGGGAUCAUUGGAUACUUUGAAAUAUAAAGUAGCAAAUUAUGUUUGCACAUGAUAGAGAAUUGUACUCUUAAUAAGGAACAACUUCAAUUUCUGUAUUUAAGUAAAUAGUAAACUAGUUUUGGGCGUACAAAGACACCCCCCACUUUUUUGUCUUUAACAAACAUCAUUUAAAAGUUCAUUUGUAUUUAGUUUUUACUUUAAUGAGGCACAGAACUGGCACUUCUGUUCUCUUUUAUAUAAUUAAAUAAUAGCAAAAAUACAGUAGUUCUCCCACUUCUAGAAAACAAAUUAUUAAGUUGUCAAAACUUAGCAUGAAAAAUAUUACUAUUACUCAGGCUUAAAUUUCAAAAAAUCAUGGCUAUUUCAGUGUCAUGUUAUUGAAUCAAAACAUAAUUUCAUGGUUCUAGCAUCCUAAUAAUUAGUGCCAAUGAAUGAUAUACAGGCAAGUGUCAGAUAAUUUUUCAGAAAGAAAAAAAGGAUAGGAAUAGUGGCUGUAGAUAAUGUGUAGAAAUUUUUUUACCAAGACCUACCUUUUUUAAUGUAUAAGCGAAUAACGUUAACAAGUGGUAUCUUUUGAUACAUGGAUGAAUGGAAUUGGGAUUAGUGUUAGAUGGUAAUGGUAUACCAAAUGCAGAACUUAAAAAUGUCAUUGCAGCCGAGUGCAGCGAGUACACACCUGUAAUCCCAGAAGCUCAGGAGGCUGAGGCAGGAGGAUCUCAAGUUCAGAGCCAACCUCAGCAAUGUCAAGGGACUAAUAAGCAACUCAUUGAGACCCUGUCUCUAAAUAAAAUACAAAAUAUGGAUGGGGAUGUAGCUCAGUGAUUGAGUACCCCUGAGUUCAAUCCCCGAUACCAAAAAAAAAAAGAAAAAAGAAAAAAAGAAAUCAUUGCAUAAAUUCUGAUUUUAAGCUGUUGAAAUUUCAGUAGUAUGAUUGUUUUUUAAAAUGGAGAAAUGUAUCUUUGUUAAUCUGUAGAGUCAAUUUGUCUUGUAAAAGGUAAGUUUUUAGUAUUUUCUACUUAAUUGUAAUCCAUUAAUUUCAUUAUCAGAGCAAUGAUUUUUUGAAAAUAUUAAAUUUCUUUUUUCUCUAUUUGAGUUAGCCAUUUUGGUAACAGCAGUUGCCCACAAGCAAUGUCCCUACCAUGAAAAUAUUGUCCCUCAUUUUUCUCUUUGAAAAGACUAUUAAGAGCCAUGCUCUUUUCAUUGGAUGGGCACUCAUUUGUUGUUUCAGAUAGAUAUCUAGAUAAGACAUCUAUACCUUCCAUGAGUCAGGUCCUGUGAUGACGUUAUUUUAUCAUCUUUUAAAAUGGAAAGAGAUCUAUACAGAUUUUAGAUAUUAUUCUAUCAGUAACUUGGAAAUCAGAUUUUUUUUUUUCAUUUCCUUUAGUGUUAAAUGAACUAAUUCUGAAAUCUUAUUUUCUUAUGGCCUGGAGUAUAUGAAAUGCUUUUUUCUUGUCAUCUAAAAAUAGGGGGAAAAAAAAAAACUUGAGUUUGAAACCUAGGACUUUUCCUAAAUGUAGCUUUUGUAAUAGAGCAUG